Apus apus (common swift) is the source of this 2056-nucleotide messenger RNA. It is a transcript of the gene SNN, whose product is annotated as stannin. Lineage: Eukaryota; Metazoa; Chordata; Aves; Apodiformes; Apodidae. Gene Ontology annotation, cellular component: mitochondrial outer membrane. The record is from RefSeq and is a predicted model, not a curated record. The coding region runs from base 299 to 562 and encodes 87 amino acids. The transcript is spliced from 3 exons.
GGCGCGGGCGGGGAAAGGAACCGUCGCGCCCGCGCUGGCACCGCUGGCUGGGCCGGGGACGGGAGCGCGGCUGUGGAACACGGUUGAGGGGAGGAAGGAGGAGGAAGACUUGCCAGACAAGAUCCAAAACCACUGCAACCUAAUUUUUCUGAUAAGCUGAUUCUGAAACUGAGUAGAGGACUCCCAGCACAAGCCCUGGAGCUAUUUGGUGCAGUGCAGGAGUUUGAAGAUGCUGCAUGCCUGAUUCUGAGGACAGAAUAUUCUGCUUAAAGAAGUCAGACCAUCUGAAAUACUGACCAUGUCUAUUACAGAUCCUAGCACCUCCACUGGAGUGGUGACUGUUAUUGUCAUUCUGAUCGCUCUUGCAGCUCUUGGUGCCUUGAUACUUGGCUGCUGGUGUUACCUGCGUCUGCAGAGGAUCAGCCAGUCUGAAGAUGAAGAAAGCAUUGUGGGUGAAGGAGAAACCAAAGAGCCCUUUCUUCUGGUGCAGUACUCUGCUAAAGGACCUUGUGUAGAGAGGAAAGCUAAGCUAACUCCAAAUGGCACAGAAGUACACAGCUAACUAGGAACAGUGCAUGUAUAUGGACUAUGCUUAUGAUGUGUGCAACCAGCAGAUGAACCUGGAUACUGUGAAGAACCUGGUCACACACACACUGCUCAUCAGAAGACACCCUGAUGAGAAUUAAAUAUGCUUUGUUUGCAACUGCACGCACUGAGAAGUUGCACUUUGCACCUAAUUCCUCUGACACCUGGUGUAAUGUCCAUUGCUGGCAAUGGACACAGGGAUAUAUGGGUGUGAAGAUACCACUAGCAUUAUUUGUUACUUGAAUGUUUAGCUGAGCCUAUGUUGAUGGAGCUACUACUGUAAUGUGAACUAAUUUACAACUGUGAACUGUAAAUAGGCUGCCAGAAGCUUUCUGCUUUGUGUUCCACAGCAUAUGGGAAUAACAUGAUGCAAAUCUACAUAACGUAUGAGGGGACUGAUGAACCACAACUGUAGAUGGGAUUCCAGACUUCCAAAACCAAAUCUGCAGUUAAGGCUUGCUUCUGCUACUAACUUGAGUGCACAGCCAUAAAGUCAGAACUCCUACUGUUAAAUUUACAGGACUGAUGCAGAAUACUUUCUUUGAAAAGAAGGUAGAAGCCUUCAGUAACAUGCUGAGGGAGGAAACACAAGAGUUACAAGAAAGGAAGUUGUUUUCUUUAGUUGCAGCUAGGUAGGUUAAGCUUUUGGCUGCUAGUAAUGAGUUCUCUAACUAUGUAGCUACUGCAAGGAAACUGCCAUUUUGAUGGAUUCCAACCUGGGAAUUAAUGAUGGACAUUGAACCCUUGGAGAUGGUCCAGAAGGUUUCCAGAAGUUUGAAAUGGCAGUAGAGCAGGCUCUUCUCUUCUUUAGGUCUGCAUGCACAAACUGCAGAAGUGGUUACUUAUUAAAACUGGCCUAAGUGCAACUAGUAUGAAUUUUUCCUAGAACCCGUUUGUGUAUGUAACAGUUAGGGUAUAUGUUAACAGCCUGUUGUAAAAAGGCAUUUUAGUCUACACUCAACUAUAGAAUUCAGUUAAUUGUAUCUUGUAGAUAACUCUUGGUUUAACUGUGCUACCACAAAAUGAGUUUCAGUCUUUCCUACAAAAUCAAAUGUUCAUAUGGAAAAGGAGAUUGCUGGUCAGCUUGUUUUUAGUUUUUAGCUAGCAAUGGCAAAUCCUUCCAAAUAAGGACAUCCCUUCCAUUUCCUGUUCUGUGCUAUAGCUCAGCUAUAGGAACUGUAAAAAGGUGUUAAAUGGGAAGUUCUGGACUUUAAAGACUUAGGGGAUGGGGAAAGGAGGCAGAAGGGGGAGAAGAAACACUGAAGCACCAUUGGCAGCUUACAUAUUCUAAAACUUGGGCCAGGCACACAUGCUUUCAGGCCACUGACCUAUUUUAUAUGACUUAAUACAGCUUCCUUUGCUGACUACAAUUUUUAAGCACUUAAUUGUCUAGGAGAAAAAAAGCUACUGUAAAUCUGCUCGCUAAGAUAGGUUACAAAUAGUGAAGUUGAAGUUCUUCAGCUCUCUAGGA